AUGCGUUCAGGAAUGCAUCGUAAAUGUGGACGUCUUGCAGUUUUCUUAAGCGUUGCAUUCGUUUUCGCAAUAACGAUGUUGAGGAGCAGCUUUCACUAUUACAGUUAUAUGUUGACGCAAGGUGGAAAUCAUUUGUUGGAUACGUCCUUCGACGGCACAGCAGUUGUUGAAAUUGCAUCGUUUAAUACGUCCAUGGCAAAAUUGAUGGUUGUUGAUAUCGCAUCGAAAGACCCUUUGAAUAGUUCACAUAUACACAUCAAUCGAAGAAUGCUAAAUGGAGAUCGCGCUGAAAUAUUCAUCACGGAGCUCGCCUUGCUUGUCCCAUCAGAUAUAGCACAAAUAAAUCCCUACAACACAUCCUCGUUAAGCGUUGACUAUGCAAAGUUGCACCCGCCAGUUCGAGGUGUAGUGGCGCCUCCGUUUGCUGUUGGUUCGCUUAGUACAGAUCCGCAAGCUAAAUCGAACGUUCUCAUAAUUGGUCUUGGUGGAUCACAAAUCAAUAAUUUCCUUCAUCAUAAAUUCCCCAAUGUUGGAAUUUUCACUCGUCAUUUAUUGCUUCGAAAUCAAUUAGAAUUAUGCAGCAAUAAAUCUACGUUCCACUAA
Messenger RNA from Anisakis simplex (herring worm), 603 nucleotides. NCBI's taxonomy places the organism in Eukaryota, Metazoa, Nematoda, Chromadorea, Rhabditida, Anisakidae. The record is from the annotation of a GenBank genome assembly.